AUGGAUCUGAAAUCGAUGCUUAACGACUCAUCGACCCAGCGACAGCCGCCUCCUCGACUGCAUACAUCCCACUCUUUUGAACGGACACCAGCUUCUACGCCCUCCUACGACGCCUUUGCCGACCGCUCGCAGUCGCAUCCGCAGCCUCUCGCUGCCUCUGACUACGGCUCGCCUCCCAAUGGGUCGUAUUUUGCCGCGCAGUCACCGCGCCCGCAGAAUUCUCCACCAGGCGUCACUCCAGGCGUCACCGGGCAAUUGAACUAUGCGCAGAGUCCUGGGCCUCAUGGGCAGAUCCAGACGCCUCGUGAAGGACUACAGCCCUCACUCCCAUUCCAAUCGCCGUUUGUGCCUUCACCGUCGGGCCCUCAGCCUCCCACGCCAGGUUCAGCACAUCAUUAUCAAACACCAUCUUCAGCUACAUCUAAUCAACCACCUUACGGGGCGCAGCCUCCCUUCACCGCCCAGUCCCCGAGAGAAGACCUGACAUCGUCGAAUGGAAGUGCAAGUGCUCACGCCGGAUCUCGCACUCUCUCCCCCCAGGCUCAGUUUCACCCUCCACCAGCGCCAGCGACACCCUUGGGCCCUCCCAGCUCGUAUCCUCGUCCUUCGCCGUAUCAGCACCGACCCCUGUCUCAAGGUAAAGAGAGCUUGAGGAGGCUGUCUGUGAGCUCGGUGGGCUCGGCGCACAGCGGUCAACACGUUCAGCUACCAUACGGGCAAUCGGACCAUUCUCGAAGCGGAAGUGUACAAAGAACCUAUUCUGGGGACAUAAGAGAUCGGGAGCGGAGCGUUGAAAGUGUCAGUCCAAAGACCAUUCCGAGACCCCCUCCGCAACAACAAACGAGUCUGUCACAGCCUGAAGAGAUCACUCCUGACCCUUAUCCCACGGUACGGUCUGUGUCUGAACACGGCGCAAGUGUACAUCCACACGAAACAACGGAUCGGUUGGCGGAGGAUCAUCAUUUCGAAGCGACUCCGAAAUCAACCUCUACCCCGGCCGAGACGAGAGCCACGUCGAUACAACGCAUUUCUCGUCCCAGCCCGGGAAUGGCAGUGAUGGAGAAUACGACACCGCAAUCCGCAACCUCUCCCUUCUCUGUCCAGCCAAGCCCUCCAUCAACUGUCCCGACAUUGCUAAAGCGGAGCGCGAGUCAUAUUUCUAGUGCCAAUGCUACGCCCCAACCACCAAGGAAACGCUUGCGGCGGGACGAAGUGCCUAUUUUCGCACGUAGCGCUCGAAGCCGGCCUUUGAGGUUUAUCAAAGCGCCUCCAGUCAUUGCACAAGUCCAGGCUCAAACUUCCAUCAAGAGAGAACCCGUUGACCACCAGACUCCGAAUGGCCAGUUUCAAGCUCAAACUGGUGUACCCGCAACUCCAGCUCAGGAAGAACCACCUUGGGAACCUUCCAUCACGAAUGUCGUUCCGUACGAGGACCUCUCACGCAAAGUCUGCGACUGGAUAUAUCAGAUGAUUGGAAUGGCGAAUCCGCCAGGGGGCGGAGCCAUGUUUGAGAUUGAGGCGAAAGUAGGCUCAAUAGUUGAUGAAUCAACUGGUCAUCGUUUGAGUUUACCAGUGGAGACGGAAACCCUUUUCAGUCGCGACAAAUUUCGGGGAAGGACCAGCUUUCAUAGUUCGAUGGACAUGGCCCAACACCGUUUGUUGAACACUUUUCUCAAUAACCUCGUACAAGAGUCGAUGCGCGAAUCGCAGACCUCGGAUCGUCAGGUCAUCGGCUACGACCAUCCUCACGAAUAUGACGAAUUCUACGAAUUGACAGAAGAGGGAAGACGUAAUCUGCCUCCAAGCAUAGUAACGUGGCUCAAUCCGCGACACAAGCCUCGCGUGCGGAGAACAAUCGACGAAACUACCGGCCGUGUCAAGGCACAAAUCAUCAAGUCACGGAUCGCGGAUAUCGACAUCUACAACCCCAACUCGGACUUCGACUACAGAAUCUCCAUCUCCAUCGAAAGUCCAUGGGAGGGAGAGCCGCACUGGUUGUCGGAGAUGACAGAUGGCGGGAGGGAUAGGAAGAAGGAUCGGAUGAGCUACCGGCAUAUGGCGUACCAGAUUGACUUGACUCAAGUCAGCUAUCCGAACAGACCGGAGAAGGAACACGAACUGGAAGUGGAGAUCAGCACCGAACAGAUCCGCAUCCAACUUGCAAACCUACGAGAAGGGCGACCUAGUCGGUACGAAGAUCUCGUUCGAGGGUUUCUGGACAACGUCAGGAUCCUGUGCCGCACAGGAACUGUCAACAAGGUACGAUGA
Messenger RNA from Exophiala dermatitidis NIH/UT8656, 2268 nucleotides. RefSeq names its product polynucleotide 5'-phosphatase. The record is from RefSeq and is a predicted model, not a curated record. Gene Ontology annotation, biological process: polynucleotide 5' dephosphorylation; 7-methylguanosine mRNA capping. Gene Ontology annotation, molecular function: polynucleotide 5'-phosphatase activity. The transcript is spliced from 2 exons. Gene Ontology annotation, cellular component: mRNA capping enzyme complex. Lineage: Eukaryota; Fungi; Ascomycota; Eurotiomycetes; Chaetothyriales; Herpotrichiellaceae. The coding region runs from base 1 to 2268 and encodes 755 amino acids.